Messenger RNA from Lutra lutra (Eurasian river otter), 972 nucleotides. Its product is annotated as basic proline-rich protein-like. The transcript has a single exon. Bases 1 to 972 code for a protein of 323 amino acids. NCBI's taxonomy places the organism in Eukaryota, Metazoa, Chordata, Mammalia, Carnivora, Mustelidae. The record is from RefSeq and is a predicted model, not a curated record.
AUGGGGAGCUGCCAGGACCGCAAGCCCCGAGAGGGGCGCGCUGGCCCCCGUGUGCCCGGGGUCCCCAGGGGAUCCGGGAGUGCGCCGCAGGCGGCGGAUGGCGAAGGAGAAGCUGCCGGGGAACCCAGCCCAUCGUCCCUCCGCGGGCGAGAGGAGCGGCGACCGAGCGACGGGCAAGAGACACCCAGCGCUCCGGGAUCGCGGUGGUGGCGGCGGCCCGGGCUUCGAUUGCCGCCGCCGAGAGCGCACGCCCCAGCCCCGCAGCGCAGCCCGGCGUUACCUUGCCGCUGCCCGCAGUCCGGCCCUGGAUCCCUGCGUCCGUCCGUCGGUCCCGCGAUCCUCGGGGGGAGGACGAAAAGGGGUGUCCCAGCGGCCGGGACAGGGUCUCAACAAGGUGAUGGGAAGGACUCGAGAGAGGAGCCGAGGCGGCCGCGGCCGCUCCCGCCGAUGAUGCUGCCGACUCUCCGAGACUGGAGGUGUCGGAAAGGCCGUGUCCUCGGGAUUGAGGCGCCCGGAGCGCAGCGCUCGCCUCUGGCGCGGAGGCUGAGCGCCGGGACGCGGCGAGCUGGGGCGGCGAGGCUGGGCUGGUCACCCGCCCCUGGGUGCAUGUUAAUACGGUGGGGAGGAGGAGUCCCGCGCUUCCUCCGCCCAACCACCGGAGCCGGCGGGCGGGCGGCGGCCACGGCCGGGAGCCAGCCUCUCCCACCCGCCCCAGCUACUACGGCGCGGCCACUAGCCCUGGCCCCAACCCAGGCACGUGCGCCGAGGCCGCGGGGAGGCGCCCGGCGUCUCCCGGAGCUUGCUCUUGGCCUGCGGGUUCUGCCCGUUCAGGCUUCCGGUGGCAAGUGCACUCACUCGCACUCAACCUGGACCGAGGGGAAAGCCCCGCAUCCCUGGGAUGGGCUCGAAAGGCGGCCACCCAUUAGUGGGCGUGCCCCAUCCGUUCCCUGGUGCAGCCUUCCGGAGAAAUGA